Molecule: messenger RNA, 6473 nt
Organism: Boleophthalmus pectinirostris (great blue-spotted mudskipper)
Lineage: Eukaryota; Metazoa; Chordata; Actinopteri; Gobiiformes; Gobiidae
Gene: adamts3
Product: ADAM metallopeptidase with thrombospondin type 1 motif, 3
Exons: 23
Coding region: 1-3582 (1193 amino acids)
Biological process (GO): proteolysis; extracellular matrix organization
Cellular component (GO): extracellular matrix
Molecular function (GO): metalloendopeptidase activity
Source: RefSeq, a predicted model, not a curated record
AUGGCUAUCCUGUCAUUAGUGUUUCUACUUUUAGGAUUUAGUCUGACUACAGCUGCCAAGGCUGGUGAAGUAGAUAGAGAGGACCAACUGAAGAAACGGCUGAAGGAAUAUGGCCUUGUAACUCCGUUUAGCACAGACUCUCACGGACACUACCUCUCCCACCUACUGUCUUCCACUCACAAACAGCGAUACAAGAGGGACACUACUGAAACAGAACAGAACAUUUUCUUCAAUAUUUCUGCCUUUGGGAAAGAGUUUCACUUGCGCCUCCGGCCUAACAACCGCCUGGUCGCUCCGGGAGCCGUGCUGGAGUGGCACGAAGAAGAGGAUGUGGGGAACUUGACAACAGAUUUGGAGCCCACCGCGAACCAAACUGAGCUCCACCGGGAACUACUGAAGACGGACUGCACAUUCGUAGGCGACAUCACCGACGUCCCCGGAGCCUCAGUUGCCAUUAACAACUGCGAUGGAUUGGCUGGCAUGAUCCGCACAGACUCUGAUGAGUACUUCAUAGAGCCGUUGGAAAAAGGGGCUCAGGAGCUGGAGGACCAGGGAAGAGUCCAUGUGGUUUAUAGGAGGUCAGCUGUUCUCCAGGACAGUGAUGCCUCUGCGGACCAUCAGCAAACAGAGCCAGGGCUGGACGUGGUCGGCUCUCUGGACUCUGUGGCCCGACAGGUGAAUAACAGUGUGCAUCAGCGCCACAGACGUGACGCGGGAGAGAGCGACUACAACAUCGAGAUCCUGCUUGGAGUGGAUGACUCAGUGGUGCGCUUUCAUGGGAAGGAACAUGUGCAGAACUAUCUUUUAACACUAAUGAACAUAGUCAAUGAAAUUUACCACGAUGAGUCUCUGGGAGUGCACAUCAACGUGGUGCUGGUGAGGAUGAUCAUGCUCGGAUAUGCCAAGUCUAUAAGCCUGAUCGAAAGAGGCAACCCAUCACGCAGCCUGGAGAACGUGUGCCGCUGGGCGUUUGGACAACAGAAAGGGGAUGUGGACCACGCCGAACACCACGAUCAUGCAAUCUUUCUCACUCGCCAAGGCUUCGGCCCCACGGGGAUGCAGGGGUAUGCUCCAGUCACGGGAAUGUGCCACCCAGUUCGCAGCUGCACACUCAACCAUGAAGACGGAUUCUCCUCUGCCUUUGUGGUGGCUCAUGAAACCGGACAUGUGUUGGGCAUGGAGCAUGACGGCCAGGGGAACCGCUGUGGGGAUGAGACAGCUAUGGGCAGUGUGAUGGCCCCUCUGGUGCAGGCGGCCUUCCACAGAUACCACUGGUCCAUGUGCAGCGGGCAGGAGCUCAGGCGAUACAUACACACAUAUGAGUGCCUGCUGGAUGACCCCUUCAAACAUGAAUGGCCACAGCUUCCUGAACUCCCUGGAAUCAACUACUCCAUGGACGAGCAGUGUCGCUUUGAUUUUGGGGUGGGCUACAAGAUCUGCACCUCUUUCCGUACCUUUGACCCCUGCAAACAGCUUUGGUGCAGUCACCCUGACAACCCAUACUUCUGCAAAACCAAGAAGGGCCCGCCUCUCGAUGGGACUGAGUGUGCUCCUGGAAAAUGGUGCUACAAAGGUCACUGCAUGUGGAAGAACCCUAAUCAGGUCAAACAAGACGGGGCCUGGGCUUCAUGGAGCAAAUAUGGUUCGUGUUCACGCUCAUGUGGAACUGGGGUUCGGUUCAGGACAAGGCAGUGUAAUAAUCCUGCGCCCUCCAAUGGCGGCCAAGACUGUCCAGGACUGAACUAUGAGUACCAGCUCUGCCACACGGAGGACUGCCCCAAGCACUUUGAGGAUUUCCGUGCACAGCAGUGCCAGUUGCGCAACUCCCAUUUUGAAUUUCAAAAUGCCAAACACCACUGGCUUCCCUAUGAACAUCCGGACGCCAAUAAGAGGUGUCACCUGUACUGCCAGUCGAAGCAGACAGGGGAUGUGGCAUACAUGAAGCAGCUGGUGCAUGAUGGGACACGGUGCUCAUACAAAGAUGCCUACAGUAUCUGUGUGCGAGGAGAGUGUGUGAAAGUUGGUUGUGACAGAGAGAUUGGUUCCAACAAAUUAGAAGACAAAUGUGGUGUGUGUGGUGGGGACAACUCUCACUGCCGCACAGUUAAAGGGACCUUCACCAGAACGCCAAAGAAAGCAGGGAAGAUCAGAGGAGCCUUUUUCUUGCCUAAAGGAGCUCGUAAUGUGUUUUUAAAUGAAACUGAAGAUUCUAGAAACCUGCUGGGUGUACUUAAGAUGUUUGACAUUCCCCCGGGAGCUAGACAUGUGAUCCUCCAAGAGCACGAGUCUUCUCCUCAGAUUCUGGCCAUCAAGAACCAGGCAACUGGGCACUACAUCCUGAAUGGGAAAGGCGAUGAGGUUAAGUCCAGGAGCUUCAUUGACCUGGGUGUGGAGUGGCAUUACAUUGUUGAGGACGAAGUGGAAACUCUGCAUACAGACGGACCCCUUCAUGACCCUGUGGUUGUUCUGAUUAUACCAAAGAACAAUGACACUCGGUCUACAUUAAUGUACAAGUACAUCAUCCAUGAAGAUUCGGUGCCUAUCAACAACAACAAUGUGAUUCAGGAGGACACGUACGAGUGGGCACUGAAGAGCUGGUCUCCAUGUUCUAAGCCCUGUGCCGGAGGGAACAUGUUUGUAUUUUUCCAGGUUUUCAGUACCAAAUAUGGUUGCCGAAAGAAGGGUGACACCAAGAUGGUUCACAGAGGAUACUGUGAUGCCAGUAAGAAGCCCAAACCCAUCAGACGAAUGUGCAACCUCCAGGAUUGUAGUCAGCCUCAAUGGAUUUCAGAUGAGUGGGAGCACUGUACCAAAACGUGUGGUAGCCUGGGCUUUCAGAUUCGGACAGUGCGCUGUGUACAGUACCUCCAUGAUGGCACCAACCGUUCCAUCCACACCAAAUACUGCAGCGGAGAGAAGCCCGAGAGCCGCCGAGCCUGUAACCGUAGCCCCUGCCCUUCCCAGUGGAGGACAGGGCCCUGGUCUGAGUGCUCUGUGACAUGUGGGGAGGGCUGGGAGCGACGCCUGGUCACCUGUCGAAUCGGAGACCAGUGUUCAGGAGACAAACCAGAGACUGUGCGGCAGUGCAGACCUAGGCCCUGUCAUGAUGAACCCUGUAAUGGAGACAAAUCCAUCUUUUGCCAAAUGGAGGUCUUAGCACGCUACUGCUCUAUUCCUGGCUACAACAAACUGUGCUGUGAGUCAUGCAGGCUGCGCAGCGGAGCAGUUUCUUUGUUCUCCGAAGCAACAGAGACUGAUGAGCAUUUACGCUUCGGAUCGGCCUCCCAACUCCUGGAUACCCUCACAGCUGCAGCCGCUAACAGCACUCGCGGUGGUAAGCAAGGACCUAACAGAACAUCAGCCACAGCCAGCAGAGUACCAAGCACAUCAACCAGCGCGACCAAACCCCGAACAACCUCUGCCCCGCUCAAGAGGGGCACAUCAAAAAGCACCACUGCUCCGAGGAGGCUUCCACGGCAGCUACGCCCCACCGCAGCCCCCCCUCAUGGACAACCAGCUUCCCGCCAAAGCUCCAGUGGCUCCAGUCGAUGGCCCACGGCUUAUUCUCAAGUGAAGAGAUGAAAGUGGAACCCAACCCUAGAGGACUUUGAUGUACACUAGAAAAUCCAGCUUCAUCCCCAGUCUUCUAACGCCACAUGUCACACAGCAGACAAAUACAGAGAAAGAGAAAAGUGCUGGUUCACUUUGUUUAGCCCCUGACAUUUGACUGUUAUGUCUCCACUCCUGAGCAUUUGAACUGAAACAAACAUAUUUAUUCACUUACUGGUUUAGAGUACAAAGCAGGUAGGGGCACAAGGUCCAAGGGGAAUUUUCCUUUAUGUCAGAUGAAAGAAUUGCACAUCUUUCCUCAGCUCAUGAGUUUUAUAGGUUGCGUUCACAUUCUAGAUAUUGAUUAUGUCAUAAAUUCAGAUGGGGGGCAUAGGUCUAUAAAACUCAAACAAUUCACCUAAACAUUAACCUUACGUUAACAUGAAUCUUAUCAUUAUUUGUAAGAGAUUGACACCACAAACAAAAAGUCUGUGGAGCCAAUCUCUUACAAAUAAUAAACAAAGCUGAGCUUUUUUCAGCUCAGAGUUUCAUCUUUGGUGUUGAUUAAUGGCAUCAUUUCCUGAACCUUUGUGAGAUCAAAGUAUUUAUUUGUAGUUUUUUUUUAAACUGAUGCAAGAUUAUGUUUUUAUGUCAGUUUUGAUUUCAUGUGGAUUGGCCCAUUAAUUACAGCAAUAUUAAAUACAAAUCAGCAGCAAAUCUGCAAACUGACAGUUAAACAGCAAAUAAAGUCUACAAUAAAUUUCUGACUUGUUCUCCAGCUAGGUUUUAAAGUACAGAUUAGAAUGUUUGGAUGUGAACACAACCUACAGAGCUCGGGAUCUCUAAAAGCUAAACUUACCAUUUGCCUAGCAAUAGGGAAAAACAGUGAAGUUAAAGGUUAGCUAAAGAGCCAUGGACAAACCUGAUGAGCUGCUGGAUCAUUACUGGUAAAAUGUAUGACUGAGUGAGAAUAUGUGGACAUGUAUGCAAAACAUAAAAUGAUAAUGUAUAUAGAAUUUAGACAAGGAAGAUAACUCAGACCAUCUGACACAUUUGAAACUCUCUUUACUGUUCAAAACUGUACAGAGCUGUGUCUAUCAGCAAUUACUGUGUGUACUGCAAGUAUUUGUACAAUUUUCCAAGUGCAACAAGCCAUUCACAAUAUAAAUGUUACCAAAGAAUAUUUACUCCACUCUUACCCAACAGAUUACCGUAAUAACCCAUUAAAAAUAGAAUGCUAUUGGAAAUAAAUUAGAUACAUUUAUUCUGUAAUGACAGGUUUUACUUCUGCUUUACUUACUUACUUACUGCUCCCUUGAGUUGUACGUUUAAAUUUGAAGCAUUUAGUUGGAUGAAAACUAUUUAAUAUUUAUGUGCAAAUGGAACUGAAAAGGGACUACAUAUAUGGGUCUGGUUUUGUACUUUUAACCCUCUCCAGGAAGGCGUUGUAGAUUUGCAACAGCUAAAUUCCAAUUACCUACUUACUCCACAUCCAUAUUUUAUGAGCUUUUUUUACUCAGGAGCCUUUUCUCCCAUCCAUGCUGAUAAACGUGGACGAUGCAGACUGGCUCCACGCAAACGGCCUGCCAGAAGUGCAAAAUACUUGUUUUGUUCACAAAGGAUAAAAAAGUCAGGAUUGUAUAUUACUACCCCAUAUUGUAAUUUUCCCCAAAUAUCAGAUUUUUCCUGAUACUAAAAAUUUAUUUGAGCCUGAGAGGGUUAAAGAAUAUUCUGGUGUAAAACUAGAUGAUCUAGAUGAUAGCGCAAGAUUCUCCAGAUUUUAUGAUGAUGAUGAUGAUGAUUAUUAUUAUUAUUAUUAUUAUUAUUAUUAUUAUUAUUUUACAGUAGGCUACAAUUUCUUUUCAGUGGCCUAAAAACAAAUAUCUUUGUAUUCAACAAAAGUGAAAUACAGCUUCAUCAGAUCAUCACCAAAGGCGGUUUUGUGCAACACACAAAGUAUGGAAUUUGGCUUUGGCGCAGAUAGAAUCAAUAUUCACUCAAAUGAAGCUUUACAUUAGCCCCUUUCAGUCUCCCUCUAAUUUGAUUUCAUAUGUACCUCUACAACACCAUACUGAAAGCACCAAAGCUGGACUUCUAUGUAGAAAGUGUUUUUUCCCAAACUAUUUUGAAAUUGCGUUUUUAAAGGUGAGGGAUUUUGGAGAGUAAACAUUAUUUAUUUUAAAAGGAUAUUCUCUCAACCACCAUGCAUCUGACUGCAAUAGAAAAAAACAUUUUUUUGUAGUUCAAAAAACUCACACUCCAGUGUGCCAGUGUAUAGUUCCUGUAUAUAGCAUUGAGUGCAUAUAUUUAUUGAAAGUAAGGCUAUGCUUUGUUCUUCCGUGUGUUCAGUACCAGUUGGACAAUAAGCUGUUAACCAGGAGUAAAGUUCUGUUUAAUCAUAAUUCAAAUGGUCUUCUGCUUUCAUAGAAAUAACAUUGUUUUAGCAAACAAUUAGAUGUAAAUAUACAAGCUCAAUUUUGAGAUGUUUAACUUUUUGUAAGAAAGCUGUUUUUUUACAGCUGUUUUGUAGUUGACUGGUUACUUACAUGACCAAACCAAUGUCUUAUUGUAACCAAUAAAUCAGAAUAGUAUUACCAGUGAGUCCAUAACAUUGUUUUUAUGGUGUCCGUAGUUGUCAGUAUUAUUUCCUCCUUCAUCUCCUCACUGCCUAAACAACACUGCUGCUAAUGCUACGCAGAGAUAGUUAGGAGACAUAGGUUAGCUAUAGAUCAAUGACAAUCCCUGAGCCUCAGACAGACUUGCUGCGUGGCCAACCUUGUACUGUAUCACCCCUGUGCUGCUGCCUGUGUAUUGCGACAGCAGAUGCUCUCAUGCUUUCCUUUGUUUUUGUCUAGAUCCAAGUGUACACUACUGAUGCUGUUUGUUGUUAUGGGGAGCACAUAGUAAUAAAUUACAUAAUUAAA